CUUAUUUAUUUCCUAUCAACAAAUAUUAUAGAGUAGAUAUUUUAUUAUUCAUUCGGUAAAAUAUUGCUUGCUAUCAUAAAGAUAAUAUAUACAUAUCAACACACAUCUCGAUAACCCGAAGAAAAAAUACACCGUGAAGAUGAUCAUAACCAGCUGCGCACGCGUACUGAGCACGAAAUGAAAAAUUAACUUUAUUGAUUGAAAUCACGGUUAAGAUAGGAAAAUUCGAUAUCUAAAGGCAACAACUGCUUUGUCAUUGCAAUGAAUGAAGCUUACCUAAACACAUUUAACAAUACCACAAGCAUCGUUACAAACGCAGGGGAUGUUCGAGCACCAAACAUGACUCUUUCUUCUACAGCAAAGAUAUUAAUGUACAUAUGUUUUAUUGUUAUAUUUCUACUCGGUACAGUUGGAAAUGUAAUUGUCAUUUAUGCAAUUGGAGCUAAAUAUCGGGUAGUAAGAGGAUAUAAUCUGCAUAUAAUAUCAUUGUCGAUAGCUGAUUUGUACACUUCAAUAUUUUUACCCGUGGUCACUAUUCAUGACUUAUUAACAAACUUGGAAGCGUGGCAUCUUGGUGUUAUAGGAUGUAAGAUUUUACCUGCUAUGAACCAUGUCACCAUGCUCGUGUCAUCUUUCAUGCUUGUUAUCAUUUCUGUGUCAAGACUAAGGGUAAUCAGAAGCGCAAGAGCAAUACAUAUAUCAAGAAAACGAUGUUUGAUAGAGAUAUCCUGUGCUUGGAUCAUCGCUUUUUUUAUCGUAUCACCAUACAUGUUUGUUCAUAAAUACAAUCGCCAAAAGGAAACAUGCUACGAUGAUUGGGAUACAACUGACACACGUCAGGACAGCAUACGCAGGCUGAUCUAUUUCAGUGUAUACGAAUGUUUCGCUUGCUUUAUACCUGCCAUAAUAAUGGUAGUUGUCUACCUGCAAUCCAUUUCAAAGUUAAGAAGUCAUCACAUACCUGGAAAUCACGCAUGUCUAGAAAGAAAUCGCAAACACAAGAAUAUGCAGAUAAUAAAAAUGUUCGGUUUAAUUGUGUUCGUUUUCUUCACAUUGACAACACCAUAUAUGGUCAGUGUGUUCGUAGUCAUAUACUACAUGGCAUACGACAAAGACUUUUAUACACAACACAUUGAAUUAUUUUUCAAUCUUAGUUAUGCCCUAUUUAUACUAGCCGGGUUCAACUGUUGCGUGAAUCCAUUUAUUUAUGCAGGAAUGCAUCAAGAUGUGAGAAAGUUUUUUCAGGGUCUUGCAACUAGAAAAGAACGCCACGGCACAGAGCUUUUAAAGGACAGCGAAGUGAAUAGAAGAUCGUUUACGGAUUUCAGAACGCGAUGCGUUUCACUGCAGUCUUCACAGGAAGAAAAUUAAUGUGUUUUUUUAUACCGAGAUCACAAGUUUUGACAUGUUAGGCUGAUUUAAAUGAACGCAAGCUGCAAGAAAUAUUAGAAACAAGUCGAUAUGACCUUUUCACAUGUACAUAAUUUUAUAUAACAAAUACAAUCAUAUUUGUGAUAAUUUGUUUUUUCA
This is a messenger RNA of Hydractinia symbiolongicarpus, 1530 nucleotides long. Its product is annotated as C-C chemokine receptor type 1-like. Gene Ontology annotation, cellular component: membrane. The transcript is spliced from 3 exons. Gene Ontology annotation, molecular function: neuropeptide receptor activity. The record is from RefSeq and is a predicted model, not a curated record. Lineage: Eukaryota; Metazoa; Cnidaria; Hydrozoa; Anthoathecata; Hydractiniidae. Gene Ontology annotation, biological process: neuropeptide signaling pathway. Bases 262 to 1371 code for a protein of 369 amino acids.